CUUACACAGGUUCUACUGUAUAUGAAUGUAUAUGAAACCCAAAGCACUCAAAUAAAAUUGCUCAUGAUGACAUACAAAGCCAAUACAAAAGGAGAUCUUAACAGUUUUAUGGGACUCGGAAGUAUAGCAAGUAUAAACUGCACAAUAUAGCUCAAGAAUGUGUGAGAGUGAGAAAACAGUGAUCGGUUCACUUAAGGUGAAACAUACUGUCAUUAAAGGAUGUGCAAUUACACCAUUCUUUGAUUGGCAAACCAUCAGACACCUGGAGAAUCUGCCAAUAAGGAAGGACGACAUACUCGUAGCUUCAUAUCCUAGAUCUGGCACACAUUGGGUAGCUGAGCUGGUGGACAUAGUUAGAAAUGAGGGCAAUACUGAGGCCCUCAGCAGCCUUAUCCAUAGCAGAGCACACUUCCUGGAGCUCUCAGACAAAGUGACAAAUGGAGAGAUAAAUGUUUUUGAAGAUGAGUCAGAUGGGAGUAGAUUCAUUGAGUUAGGAAAUAAGCCAUCUCCUAGGUUACUAGUCUCUCAUUUGCCUGCUGACUUCAUGCCUAGUGACAUCACAGGAGGACAUACUAAGGUGGUCCUCGUACUGCGGAAUCUUAAGUCAGUAAUCGUGAGUUAUCAUUUCAUGCUUGAGAGCUUUGGUGAUGUUUUUAAUGAACCAUCUACAAUUGACAAAGUGAUGAAAUCAAUGAUGCGUGACGAUGGUGAACAAACUAUUCUAGGGACAUGGUACAACCAUAUAAAGUCUUGGUUAGACAUCAGAGAGAAGCUCAAGGAUAAAUUGCUUGUGAUUUACUAUGAAGAUCUAGUAAAGAAUAUGCCUGAUGCUAUCAAAUCAAUGGCUGCAUUUUUGGGGAAAAGUUUUACAGAUGAUGAAAUAGCUAAGAUAGCUGAGCACCUGCAGUUCAAAUGCAUGAAGAACAAUGCAGCAGUUGGAAAUGCAUUUGGAGAUUUGGUUAAAACAAUGAACAGAGACCCAGAGGAACAGGUCAUUCCACAUAUGAGGAAAGGGACCAUAGAUGACUGGAAGAACCAUAUGACUGUAGCUCAAAGUGAGGCUGUUGAUGUUUAUUACAAAGACAAACUAGAAACACUUGGACUAAAGUUUCAGUAUGAAUAA
Molecule: messenger RNA, 1123 nt
Organism: Owenia fusiformis
Lineage: Eukaryota; Metazoa; Annelida; Polychaeta; Sabellida; Oweniidae
Source: the annotation of a GenBank genome assembly